This is a messenger RNA of Pogoniulus pusillus (Red-fronted tinkerbird), 4660 nucleotides long. RefSeq names its product cleavage and polyadenylation specific factor 1 (gene CPSF1). The record is from RefSeq and is a predicted model, not a curated record. The transcript has 38 exons. Gene Ontology annotation, cellular component: mRNA cleavage and polyadenylation specificity factor complex; nucleus. Gene Ontology annotation, molecular function: nucleic acid binding; protein binding. NCBI's taxonomy places the organism in Eukaryota, Metazoa, Chordata, Aves, Piciformes, Lybiidae. The coding region runs from base 127 to 4557 and encodes 1476 amino acids.
UCCCGGGGCAGCUUCCGGGAGGGCGGGAGCGCGUGGGGUGCUUCUGGGGACCUUCUGAAGCGGGGGGGGGGGCACCUCUUUUUUUGGGGGUGCCCGAGCUGCCUGCCCCUCCCCUCCCCCCCCAGGAUGUAUGCUGUUUACAAGCAGGCCCACCCCCCCACGGGGCUGGAGUUUGCCCUUUACUGCCACUUCUUCUCCCCCGCCGAGAAGAACCUGGUGGUGGCCGGAACCUCCCAGCUCUACGUCUAUCGCCUCAACCACGACUGUGAGACUGGAGCUAAAGGAGACAGGAAUGGGGAAGGCAAAGGCCACAAGGAGAAGCUGGAGCUGGUGGCCUCCUUCUCCUUCUUCGGCAACGUCAUGUCCAUGGCCAGCGUGCAGCUGGCCGGGGCCAAGCGCGACGCUUUGCUCCUCAGCUUCAAGGAUGCCAAGCUCUCGGUGGUGGAGUAUGACCCAGCCACCCAUGACCUGAAGACCCUCUCGCUGCACUACUUUGAGGAGCCGGAGUUGAGGGAUGGCUUCGUGCAGAACGUGCACAUCCCCCAGGUGCGGGUGGACCCCGACGGGCGCUGUGCAGUGAUGCUGAUCUACGGCACCCGCCUGGUUGUCCUCCCCUUCCGGCGCGACACCCUGAGCGAGGAGCACGAUGGGCUGGUGGGAGAAGGGCAGAAGUCCAGCUUCCUGCCCAGCUACAUCAUCGACGUGCGGGAGCUGGACGAGAAGCUGCUCAACAUCAUCGACAUGCAGUUCCUCUACGGCUACUACGAGCCCACCCUCCUCAUCCUCUUCGAGCCCAACCAGACCUGGCCCGGGCGGGUGGCCGUGCGGCAGGACACCUGCAGCAUCGUGGCCAUCUCCCUCAACAUCAUGCAGAAGGUCCACCCUGUCAUCUGGUCCCUCAGCAACCUCCCCUUCGACUGCACCCAAGCCUUGGCUGUCCCCAAGCCCAUCGGAGGGGUGGUCAUCUUCGCCGUCAACUCCUUGCUCUACCUCAACCAGAGCGUCCCACCCUACGGCGUGGCCCUCAACAGCCUCACCAACGGCACCACUGUCUUCCCCCUGCGUAUCCAGGACGGGGUGAAGAUGACUCUGGACUGCGCCCAGGCCACCUUCAUCUCCUACGACAAGAUGGUCAUUUCCCUGAAGGGGGGUGAGAUCUACGUGCUGACGCUGAUCACGGACGGCAUGCGCAGCGUCCGCUCCUUCCACUUCGACAAGGCGGCCGCCAGCGUCCUCACCACCUGCAUGGUCACCCUGGAGCCUGGCUACCUGUUCCUGGGCUCCCGCCUGGGCAACUCGCUGCUGCUCAAGUACACGGAGAAGCUGCAGGAGCCCCCGGCCAGCGCCGGCAAGGAGCCCCCCGACAGGCAGGAGGAGCCCCCCCUGAAGAAGAAGCGCUCGGAGUCCUCAGGGGGCACAUGGGCAGGCGGGAAGUCGGCGGCGCAGGACGAGGUGGACGAGAUCGAGGUGUACGGCAGCGAGGCGCAGUCGGGCACGCAGCUGGCCACAUACUCCUUCGAGGUCUGUGACAGCAUCCUCAACAUCGGGCCCUGUGCCAACGCCGCCAUGGGGGAGCCAGCCUUCCUGUCUGAGGAGUUCCAGAACAGCCCAGAGCCGGACCUGGAGAUUGUGCUGUGCUCAGGCUAUGGCAAGAACGGAGCCUUGACUGUGCUGCAGAGGAGCAUCAGGCCCCAGGUGGUGACGACCUUUGAGCUGCCUGGCUGCUAUGACAUGUGGACUGUGAUUGCUGGUGGCAAGAAGGACAAGCCCCUGGAGGCCGCAGGAGGUGACAAAGGUGACAAGGACUCCCCGGCACCCCCGGCCCCCGCAGCGGAGGAGGAGGAGGAGGAAGGGGGGGCGCAGCGGCAUGGCUUCCUCAUCCUCAGCAGGGAGGACUCCACCAUGAUCCUGCAGACAGGGCAGGAGAUCAUGGAGCUGGACACCAGUGGCUUUGCCACCCAAGGUCCCACUGUCUUUGCUGGCAACAUCGGUGACAAUCGCUACAUCGUGCAGGUGUCCCCCCUGGGCAUCCGCCUGCUGGAGGGAGUGAACCAGCUGCACUUCAUCCCGGUGGAUCUGGGCUCUCCCAUUGUCCACUGCGCCGUGGCAGACCCCUACGUGGUGCUCCUGAGCGCCGAGGGCCAGCUCACCAUGUUUGUCCUCAAGAGUGACACCUACGGGGGCAGGACACAUCGGCUCAGCCUGCAGAAGCCCCCCCUGCAGCACCCCUCCAAGGUGAUCGCCCUGUGCCUGUACCGGGACGUGAGUGGCCUCUUCACCACGGAGAGCCGCGCCAGCACCCCCCGCGAGCAGCCCCCGCGCACCCCCACCCAGCAGGAGACCCUCAUCCAGGACAUCGGGGAGUCGGUGGAUGACGAGGAGGAGAUGCUGUACGGGGACUCUGCCCCGGCGCUGCGCAGCCCUGCCAAGGAGGAGCCCCCGCGGCGUGCCGGCGGGCAGGGGGGCCCCGGGGACCCGCACCAGUACCGGGCGGAGCCCAGCCACUGGUGCGUGCUGGUGCGGGAGAACGGCGCCAUGGAGAUCCUGCAGCUGCCGAGCUGGCGCAGAGUGUUCCUGGUGAAGCACUUCGCGGGUGGGCAGAGGGUCCUGGUGGACAGCUUCGGGCACCCCACGGGCGGCACCGAGCAGCGCAAGGAGGAGCCAGGCCGCCAGGGGGCGCUGCCGCUCGUCCGGGAGCUGCUGCUGGUGGGGCUGGGCAACCGCCAGAGCCGACCCUACCUCCUGGUCCACGUGGACCAGGAGCUGCUGAUCUAUGAGGCCUUUGCCCACGACUCCCAGCUGGGGCAGAGCAACCUGAAGGUUCGGUUCAAGAAGGUCCCACACAACAUCAACUUCCGGGAGAAGAAGCCCAAACCCUCCAAGAAGAAGCCGGAGCCUGGGGGGGCUGCAGCUCCGGGGACAGCCAGUGGGGGCGCUGCGGGGGGCGCCGCGGGGGCGGCGGCAGGCGCUGGGGGGAGCCCCGAGGAGCCAGGGGGACCCCGAGGGCGAGUGGCCAGGUUCAGACCCUUCCACGACAUCUAUGGCUACUCAGGGGUGUUCAUCUGCGGCCCCUGCCCGCACUGGCUGCUGGUGACAGGCCGGGGGGCGCUGCGCCUGCACCCCAUGACCAUCGACGGCCCUGUCGAGUCCUUCGCCCCCUUCCACAACGUCAACUGCCCCAAGGGCUUCCUCUACUUCAACAGGCAGGGGGAGCUGCGGAUCAGCGUCCUCCCUGCCUACCUGUCCUACGACGCCCCGUGGCCGGUCCGCAAGAUCCCCCUGCGCUGCACCACUCACUACGUGGCCUACCACGUGGAGUCCAAGGUCUACGCCGUGGCCACCAGCAGCACCAACCCCUGCACCCGCAUCCCACGCAUGACCGGCGAGGAGAAGGAGUUCGAGAGCAUCGACAGGGAUGACCGCUACAUCCCCCCGCAGCAGGAGGCCUUCUCCAUCCAGCUCAUCUCCCCGGUCAGCUGGGAGACCAUUCCCAACACCAGGAUUGAUUUGGAGGAGUGGGAACAUGUCACCUGCAUGAAGACCGUGUCCCUCAAGAGCGAGGAGACCGUCUCAGGCCUCAAAGGCUACGUGGCCGUGGGGACCUGCCUGAUGCAGGGCGAGGAGGUCACCUGCAGAGGAAGGAUCCUGAUCAUGGACAUCAUCGAGGUGGUGCCAGAGCCUGGGCAGCCUCUGACCAAGAACAAGUUCAAGGUCCUCUACGAGAAGGAGCAGAAGGGGCCGGUGACAGCUCUGUGCCACUGCAACGGCUACCUGGUGUCCGCCAUCGGCCAGAAGAUCUUCCUGUGGAGCUUGAAGGACAAUGAGCUGACAGGCAUGGCCUUCAUCGACACCCAGCUCUACAUCCACCAGAUGAUCAGCGUCAAGAACUUCAUCCUGGCCGCCGACGUCAUGAAGAGCAUCUCCCUGCUGCGCUACCAGGAGGAGAGCAAGACCCUGUCCCUCGUCAGCAGGGACGCCAAGCCCCUGGAGGUCUACAGCGUGGACUUCAUGGUGGACAGCACCCAGCUGGGCUUUCUUGUGUCGGAUCGGGACAGGAACCUACUGGUCUACAUGUACCUGCCUGAGGCCAAGGAGAGCCUGGGGGGGCUGCGGCUGCUGCGCCGAGCAGACUUCCACCUGGGCUCGGCGGUGCUGAGCUUCUGGAGGACUCCCUGCCGGGGGGGCACCGAGGGACCGCGCAGGGUCAGCGCCUGGGACACCAAACACAUCAGCUGGUUCGCUACCCUGGACGGGGGCCUGGGGCUGCUGCUGCCGAUGCCGGAGAAGACCUACCGCAGGCUGCUGAUGCUGCAGAACGCCCUGGGCACCUCCCUGCCGCAGCUGGCAGGCCUCAACCCGCGCGCCUUCAGGCUGCUGCACGCCGAGCGCCGCACGCUGCAGAACGCGGUGAGGAACGUGCUGGACGGGGAGCUGCUGAGCAGGUUCCUCUACCUCAGCACCAUGGAGAGGGGAGAGCUGGCCAAGAAGAUCGGCACCACCCCCGACAUUAUCCUCGAGGACCUGUUGGAGAUCGACCGAGUGACAGCUCACUUCUGAGGGGGCCCCACAAGUGCCCCCCAACCCCUUUUCUGUGCCCCACAAGUGCCCCCCAACCUCUUUUAUGUGCCCCACAAGUUUAUAAAGAAAGAGGAAAAAUCUC